This is a messenger RNA of Myxocyprinus asiaticus (Chinese sucker), 4647 nucleotides long. RefSeq names its product transcription elongation regulator 1-like. NCBI's taxonomy places the organism in Eukaryota, Metazoa, Chordata, Actinopteri, Cypriniformes, Catostomidae. Gene Ontology annotation, molecular function: RNA polymerase binding; transcription coregulator activity. Gene Ontology annotation, cellular component: nucleus. Bases 943 to 3960 code for a protein of 1005 amino acids. The record is from RefSeq and is a predicted model, not a curated record. The transcript has 21 exons.
CAACAACCAGAAUCGAAUCGCGCGCUUGCAGUGUAAACAUCUUCGGGAAUUAUAACCGGAGCCCUUUAGUUUUGUAAAGCGCUUUCAGUGUUUACACAAGACUAAUUAUUAUGGACUGAGGUAACUAUGUUAACCUGUGCUCUAGUGUGAAAGCUGCCACUGGCACAGGGUUAGCACAGUUAGCUUGUUUGCCAGCUGAGCAGAUUUGCUCAGUCACUAUAAACAUUCACUCUGUUCUUGUUUAUCUGUUUAAAUAAUGCUCAGUUGGCCAAAACACAUAGAAAGCAAAAACAGAACUAAUGUAUUUCGACUACAUAGCGAAAUAAGUAAUAUUCUGCUAAUAUAGCAAACUCAUUAUUAGCUGACGUGUUGGACAUGUUUGCUUUGCUAGCUAACUUCAGACCACAGUGACUACAAUACAUCUGUUUAUGGUUAAAACUGAGUAAGAAAAUAAACAUGAAUUUAGAGAGUAAUGUUUAUUAUGCGUAUUUGAGGUUUGACUUCUAAUUUGGGUUUAAAUCAGUUUAGCUUCGCACUCAAUAUAAAAACCAGAUGACAUUCAGUUCAAUAUUUAUCAUAAUCCACCAUAUGAUUUCAGCAGUGUGAUGCCCACUGAGUUCUCAACCCAGUGGUCACAUUUAAGGUUAUAUGGUUAUUUUAAAUUAUAUGAUUGUAUGCAAACAAUUUAACGAAAAUGCCAUGCUAUUACCAUGUUUUUACCAUGAUACAUGAAUGUGGUAACCAAUCAGUACCAUGAUGUAUAUAAGUACCAUGCUGUUACCAUCCGAUGCCAUCACUGUGCCAUAAUACUUUAUUGCCACAGUACUUGUGUGUGUGUGUGUGUGUGUGUGUGUGUGUGUGUGUGUGUGAAAACUGCAGUGAUUCUACAAGGUAAUCGCAUCAAUCAAACCAUAUGUUAUGAUUUCAUAAUUUCCUUACAGAAUGGCGCUACAGCAGGCCUUACGUUUUUGUGGCCCUGCUCCACCACCAAACACAGUACUGCGAGGACCUCCUCCAUUACUACGACCGCCACCUCCGCCCUUCGGCAUAAUGAGAGGACCCCCACCACCACCCAGACCCCCUUUUGGACGGCCACCAUUUGACACCAGUAUGCCACCUAUACCUCCGCCUGGAGCUCUGCCCCCACCCAUAGGACCCCCACACCUACAGAGGCCACCAUUCAUGCCUCCACACAUCGGAAACAUGCCGCCUCCUCCUGGUAUGAUCUUUCCACCUGGAAUGCCUCCAUCACCAGCAACUGGAGGAGCUUCAAGUGUUCCCAGUGAUGAUAUCUGGGUAGAGAACACCACGCCAGAGGGAAAGUUAUAUUACUACAAUUCCCGGACACGAGAGUCUGCCUGGAACAAACCAGAGGGUGUGAAGAUCAUCCAGCAGUCAGAACUCAAUCCUCUGAUGGCAGCAGCUCAAUCUGGUGGUGCUACAGUGGCUCCAAACAGCUCUAUCUCCACUGCAGUUAGCAGCACUGCCACAGCUGUGCCUUCCCCAGUCUCCACCCAGAGCUUGUCCCCCACCCACACCCUUAGCACCAGCCCAGACCCCAGCACCAGCCCGACCCCUGCCACCUCCCAAUCCUCCACCACUUCUGGUGUUACUGAAAUGCCUCCAGUGGCCUCCACCCCUCCGGCCAGUGUGGCUGUGACCCAUGUUACUGUGGUCAGUGUUCCUACAGUAACAGCUACAGUCACUGCAGUGCAGACGAUGCCACUGUUACCUCAAAGUCUCCCUCCAGGCCUGCCUGUGGCCCAGCCACCUCCUGGAAUCCCAUCAUUCCCACCAGUCAUGGUACCUCCAUUCAGAGUGCCUCUGCCUGGAAUGCACAUCCCACUGCCGGGUGUGCUGCCAGGCAUGGGCCCUCCUCUAGUACCCAUGAUGCACCCACAGCUGACUAUAACUGCAGCUCCUGCAUCCCUGGCUAGAGCUUUUCCUCUUCCUGAAUGGACGGAGUACAAGACGGGCGACGGGAAGAUCUACUAUUACAACAAUCGCACACUGGAGUCCACCUGGGACAAACCUGCGGUGCUGAAAGAGAGAGAUAAGAAGAGUGAUAAAGCUAAAGAUGGUCAAACUGAUGAUGAUUCAAAUUCCAAGGAUAUAGACAUGGAAGCCAAGGUUGACCCCUUUGGCAUGUCAAAAAUGUAUGCCUCUAACAAACAUCGGUGGCGAACAGAUCAACUGAAUGUAAACAAGUUCACAGAAACUGAGUUGCCCAGAGAGGAAGAGAUGACAGAGGAGGAAAAAGCAGCACAGAAGGCCAAACCUGUAGCCACAAACCCUAUUCCUGGUACUCCCUGGUGUGUGGUCUGGACUGGAGAUGAACGUGUAUUUUACUACAACCCAACCACACGACUCUCCAUGUGGGACAGACCUGAGGAGCUGGUGGGCCGUGCUGAUGUGGACAAAUACAUUCAAGAGCCCUCCCACAAAAGAGGGCAAGAUGACAUCAAGAAAACAGGCAUCAUCAAAGAGGAGACUGACCCAUUUACAGAAGAAACCCUGGAAGAUGAGCCUUCUGAGGCUAAGAAGAGGAAGAAGGAUGAUACGAAGGAGAUGGAGGCAGAGAAAGAUGCGGCCGUGGAGGCCGAGCUGAAGGCUGCUCGUGAUCGGGCACUGGUGCCCCUGGAGGCCCGCAUGAACCAGUUCAGGGACAUGCUGCUUGAGAGAGGGGUUUCAGCUUUCUCCACCUGGGACAAGGAGCUCCACAAGAUUGUGUUUGACCCUCGAUACCUGCUGCUCAACCCCAAAGAGAGGAAACAGGUGUUUGAUCAGUAUGUGAAGACUCGUGCUGAAGAGGAGAGGAAGGAGAAGAAGAAUAAACUCAUGCAGGCUAAAGAUGACUUUAGGAAGAUGAUGGAAGAUGCCAAACUCAACAUUAGGACUACGUUCAGUGAGUUUGCAGCAAAACACGCUAAGGAUCCUCGAUUCAAGGCCAUUGAGAAGAUGAAAGACAGAGAGGCUAUGUUCACAGAGUUUAUGAUUGCUUGGAGAAAGAAGGACAAAGAAGACUCUAAGAACAAAGUAGAUAAGGUGAAACAGGACUUCUUUGAUUUACUGUCAGACCACCAUGUGGACAUUUCUCAGCGCUGGAGCAAAGUGAAGGACAAGCUGGAGACAGACCAGCGCUACAAAGCCGUGGAGAGCUCAACUGCUAGAGAAGAACUGUACAAACAAUAUGUGGAGAAGCAGUCAAAGAGUGUGGACUCUGAGAAGGAGAAGGAGCUGGAGAGACAGGCUCGUAUCGAGGCCAGUUUGAGGGAGAGAGAGCGGGAGGUUCAGAGAGCACGAUCUGAACAGACCAAAGAGAUCGACAGAGAGAGAGAGCAGCACAAACGAGAGGAGGCCAUACAGCACUUCAGAGCUCUCAUGUCUGAUAUGGUAAGGUCAACCGAUGCUUCCUGGUCUGAAACAAGGCGCAAUCUGCGUAAAGACCACCGGUGGGAGUCGUCCUCUCUGCUGGAGCGACAUGAGAAGGAGAAAUUAUUUGAGGAGCAUGUGGAGGCUCUUACCAAGAGAAAGAAAGAACAUUUCAGGCAGCUAUUAGAUGAGACCUCUAUGAUCACUCUGACCACCACGUGGAAAGAGGUGAAGAAGAUUAUCAAAGAAGACCCACGCUGCAUCAAGUUCUCUGGCAGCGAUAGAAAAAAACAACGGGAAUUUGAAGAUUACAUAAAGGACAAAUACAUUACAGCCAAAGCUGACUUUAGAACUCUACUGAAAGAAACAAAAUUCAUCACAUACAGAUCACGGAAGUUCAUGCAGGAGUCAGACCAACACCUGAAGGAUAUUGAGAAAAUCCUACAGAAUGAUAAACGUUAUUUGGUCCUCGAGUGUGUUCCCGAGGAACGCCGCAAACUCAUUAUGUUCUAUAUUGAGGACCUGGACCGCCGGGGACCCCCACCGCCCCCAACGGCCUCAGAACCCACCCGCCGCUCCACGAAGUGAGGUACUACUGCACAUCAAAGGACUUUAGCAUGAGUCGGCUCUGCAUUCAUCAUAGCACAGUGUUAAAGACAUCAUGUAACUUCGAAACGUCUGUGUUAUCUACUCAAACUGUGUGAGAAGAUGGCCUGUAUGCCCUCUAGUUGUAGGCUAGCACUAGGCAAAUUGUUAAAGGAAUAGUUCACCAAAACAUUGUAAACUAAAUUAAUUCCAACCCUGUAUUAUGUUCUUUCCUCCAUAGAACACAGAAGGAGAAUGUUAGGGGCUGACAACCUCUGUCACCAUUCACUUUCAUUGCAGUUUUUUUCCAUACAGUGAAAGUGAAUGGUGACCAAUGCUGUCAUUCUGCAUUUGUGUUCCGCAAAGAAAGUCAUACGGGUUUGGAGCAAUAUGAGGGUUUCAUUUUGGAGUGAACUAUUCCUUUGAAAUCAAUCUUUGAAUUUACAGGUUUAAUUAAAUGCAUUUGUACAUCUGUCAUGCUUGGUACUGCAGCCUCUUGUGGAAAUUAUUUGAAGUAUCAAUUAAAGUAGGCUGCUAAUACAACAGGACAAUGCAGGUAAGAGUCAAUCAAGUCGUGUACCAUCCAGUACGUGUAUAUGAAAUGUUUCUUAAAGUGGUUUGAUUUGGACAUGUUGCUAUAUUUCUGUAUGUGUGUUUACUGGAAAUAAAUGCAACCUUUUUUGUUUUUUA